GGUGUACAGAGCCUCAGGCAAAGGCUUUGGCUGCUCAGCUUGAGCUGGUGUUACAGUCUCUUCCAUCUGGAAAUCAGCCGUGCCCAUGUCUUUCACAAGAGGUCAUGUUCACAGAGCACUGCUGGCUCUCUAGGGCUGGGAAAGAAACCUGAAGUCGUGAGUCUGGUGGAGCCCUGCGUGUUUCCAAACGCCGUGCUCUGAGUUCAUCCCACCAGUAAGGCUGUGCAGCGUGAGAACUGAGUACUUUGUAACUGUGUGUGUCUGAAUGCAUCAGCCUUUGGAGGUGAGCGUCUUCCCUUGAAACAGCCUCGUGAUAUCCAAGUGCCUUCUCUCUUGGGAGGUCCCUUGGAAGAGCCUGUCUGUACGUCUGACUGUGGGUGCCUGACAGGGUUGCCUUGCUUCCAGACCUGAACCAUGUCCCACCCAUCCUGGCUGCCACCCAAGAGUACCAAUGAGCCUGUUGGCCACGUUACUGCAAGGAUGGAGACCACACACACCUUUGGGACUCCCAGCAUCUCCGUGUCCACCCAGCAGACCCCAAAGAAGUUUGCGCCUGUGGUCGCCCCCAAACCAAAGUACAACCCGUACAAGCAACCAGGAGGUGAUGGGGAAUUUCUUCCUCCCCCGCCCCCUCCUGUGGAUGACCUUGGGAACAUCACAUCAUCACAAGGUGCCUUUCCCCCCCCACCCCCUCUGGAUGAUGUUACUUACAAUGUACAGGUGAAUCCUGGUGGCAAGACACUUGAGGAGAGGCGGUGCAGUUUAGAUGCAGAAAUUGACUCUCUGACCAGCAUCCUGGCUGACCUAGAGAGCAGCUCUCCCUACAAACCUCGGACUCAACAGGGCUCUGGGACCUCAAGCAGCUCCGCUGCCACCACCCCAUCCGUGUCCACUCCUGUCACUGGCCACAAGCGGAUGAUCAUCCCCAACCAGCCUCCCCUCACCGCUACCAAGAAGUCCACUGCCAAGGGCCCGGGGCAGCCAGCGCCCAUCCCGGUCACUCCCGUUGGCACCCUGAAGCCGCAGCCGGUGCCGGCCUCCUACGCCACGGCCUCCACGCCGAGCCGCCCGGCCUUCAACGUGCAGGUGAGGACGGCGCAGCCCAGCCCGCACUACCAACCGCCCAGCCCGCAGCCCGGGCACUACGGCAGCCUGGGGCCCGGCCAGCCCUACGCCGCCGCGCCGUCCCGCCAGCCCACUGCCCCUCAGUACGGAGCGCCACAGCCCCAGGGGCCCAACUACGGCUACGGCCCUCCUCCCGGCCGGCCCGCGGAGCCCGCCUAUGGAUAUGCGCCCCCGCAGGGCCGCUACCAGGACCCCUACUACGGGGGGUACGGCGGCAGGAACGGCUCCGAAGCGCCCUACAUGCCGCAGAGCUCCUGGAAGGCCGAGCCGGCGUAUCCUGCGAGUAAUGCCAUGGGCCAGGCUCCCCCUGGGCUCUACCAGCCACCGGGCACGAAGAAGACCUACAUCACUGACCCAGUGCUGGCCCCGCAGCCGCCCACCCCGCAGCAGAAGAGUGGAUACCCAAGUUCUGGACCUACAUCAAGCACUCCUGCCUUCAGGCCUGAGGAUGAGCUGGAACAUCUGACCAAGAAAAUGCUGUAUGACAUGGAGAAUCCUCCAUCUGAUGAGUACUUUGGACGCUGUGCCCGCUGCGGGGAGAAUGUUGUUGGAGAAGGCACCGGUUGCACAGCCAUGGACCAAGUCUUCCAUGUGGAGUGUUUCACCUGCAUAAUGUGCAAGAGCAAGCUGAGGGGACAGCCCUUCUACGCCGUGGAGAAGAAAGCCUACUGUGAACCCUGCUACAUUAAUACACUGGAGCAGUGCAGUGUCUGUGCAAAGCCCAUCAUGGAAAGGAUCCUCCGAGCCACUGGGAAGGCCUACCAUCCCCACUGCUUCACCUGUGUGAUGUGCCAUCGCAGCCUGGAUGGGAUCCCCUUCACUGUGGAUGCUGGUGGCAACAUCCACUGCAUUGAGGAUUUCCAUAAGAAAUUUGCCCCCAGGUGUUCCGUGUGUAAGGAGCCCAUCAUGCCAGCCCCGGGACAAGAGGAGACCGUGCGCAUCGUUGCCCUGGAUCGUGACUUCCAUGUCCAGUGCUACCGGUGCGAGGACUGUGGUGGCCUCCUGUCUGAAGGGGACAAUCAGGGCUGUUACCCCCUGGACGGGCACAUCCUUUGCAAGACCUGCAACUCUGCUCGGAUCCAGGCUCUGACUGCCAAGGCCAGCACUGAUCUCUGAGUAUCAGCUGUGACCCUCCCCAGGAUGCCCAUUGGGGGAUAUUGCACAAGCUUUGCAUGAUUUCUUUCCAGCCUAGGGUCUGAAUCUCUGUUAUUGAAAAAAAGAAAAAAAAAAAAGAAGAAAAAAAAAGUACAACUGGAAGGCCUUGGAACAAGAGGGCAGUUUGAGAGGCCAUGUUCAGACUACCCAUGACAGGCACCUAAUUUAGACACAACUGUCCAGGAGGGCAGUGAGUGAGUCAGAGCAGCUGCUCUAUCUGCAGCUGAUGGAGUUAAGGGUCACAGCACCUAAGUUAUCUGCCUGUAUAAGGAGGUCUGAACAUGGUCCUUACUAUGCUUCUGUGUUUGAUUCUUAUUUCUUAAGUACAUGAAGGUAGAGGGUGAAGGAUGGCUGAAGUAGUUAUUUCUCCCAGGUUAUUUUGAGAACCUGAGCAGCUCUCAUUGAAGUCAUGGGACUUCAAUAUCUGCUGAUGACUUUAAUAGGAUCUGUGUCACCAGCAGAAGUAGCUCCACUGUCCUAGAGGGUGGGAGAGCAGACCCAGCAUUAACACAAACAGUGCAACUGCAACUGUACUGCACCUGAGUGUAGGUGUGAUCUUGUAUCCUUGGGACACAGAUUGGUCAUUUCUUAGGCCCUUACUUGUCUCCAUUCCCUUCCAGUUCAAUAGUGUUUUUCUUUUACUCAUGAAAGUCUACUUAGCUAUUGCAUAAAUUUAUUCAGUAGUGAUGCUUCCAAUUCACAAUGUAUGAGCAAUCACAGAAAGAUGUGAGCUUGCACACACUGUACACUACACACACACUACACACUACACACACACAACAUGCUUUUGAUUUACCAGAGGCAUAAGCCAGUCAUGUCCCUUGAGAAGAUAUUUAAGGGAUGUGGGGCUGGAAACACAUUUCUGAAAUCCCAGUGGUUAAAAAAAGAUAAAAAUUACUACAUGGAACUGCAGUGCAAAGCGAUGCUCAGAAAAAUCUUACGCCACUCUCUCAUACAGCCCAUUCUAGUGGGACCACUGGCAGUGUUGGUCUCUGGGUAGACAUUCAAGCAAUAAAGUCUUUUUCCAUCUCC
Messenger RNA from Vidua macroura (Pin-tailed whydah), 3312 nucleotides. It is a transcript of the gene LPP, whose product is annotated as LIM domain containing preferred translocation partner in lipoma. Gene Ontology annotation, molecular function: protein binding. Gene Ontology annotation, biological process: cell-cell adhesion. NCBI's taxonomy places the organism in Eukaryota, Metazoa, Chordata, Aves, Passeriformes, Viduidae. The transcript has 13 exons. Bases 415 to 2241 code for a protein of 608 amino acids. The record is from RefSeq and is a predicted model, not a curated record. Gene Ontology annotation, cellular component: focal adhesion; stress fiber.